Molecule: messenger RNA, 1197 nt
Organism: Tripterygium wilfordii
Lineage: Eukaryota; Viridiplantae; Streptophyta; Magnoliopsida; Celastrales; Celastraceae
Product: homeobox-leucine zipper protein HAT22-like
Exons: 3
Coding region: 210-1025 (271 amino acids)
Biological process (GO): regulation of DNA-templated transcription
Molecular function (GO): DNA-binding transcription factor activity, RNA polymerase II-specific; sequence-specific DNA binding
Source: RefSeq, a predicted model, not a curated record
CAUUAGCCACCCCACCCACACCCACCCAAGCCCCACUCACAUUCCACACACACAAACACAAUAAGAGUGUCUUUCUCAUUCUCCUCUUCCUGCUUUUGCUCCUCCUCCUCUUUAAGAAUUAAGACUCCUUUGGUUUUCAAACCCAUAUAUCCAUUCGUUUGAUUAGCUUCUCCAUAUCUCACGCACAAGAAGAAAAUCAAGAUAGCUAAAUGGGUUUGGAUGAUGGGUGCAACACAGGGCUUGUUCUUGGGUUAGGCUUCAGUCCAACGUCUUCUACUACACCCAAGAUUAUGAAGCAUUCAGUGUCCCUCAAGUUUGAUGAAAUUGAACCGUCUCUGACUCUGGGCCUAUCCGGUGAUCAUCGUCAGAUUGGAACCAGAAAGAAUAAGAAUAAUAAUAAUAAUAAUAAUAUGAUCCUUGAAGAGUCUAGUAAUGGUGACUUGUACCGUCAAACUUCUUCACCUCAUAGCACUAGUGCUGUUUCGUCGUUCUCGGUCAAGAGGGAGAGAGACCUUAGCAGUGAAGAGACAGAGAUCGAGAUCGAGACCGAAAGGGUUUCUUCCAGAGUUAGUGACGAGGAUGAAGAUGGUAGUAAUGCGAGAAAGAAACUUAGGCUCACCAAAGAACAAUCUGCUCUCUUAGAGGAAAGCUUUAAGCAACACAGCACUCUCAAUCCUAAACAGAAGCAGGCUUUGUCAAGGCAGUUGAAUCUACGGCAACGACAAGUUGAAGUGUGGUUCCAAAACAGGAGAGCCAGGACAAAGCUGAAGCAAACAGAGGUGGAUUGCGAGUUGUUGAAGAAGUGCUGCGAGACGCUGACUGACGAGAACAGAAGGCUACAAAAGGAGCUCCAAGAGCUUAAAGCACUCAAACUGCCACAACCCUGUUACAUGCACACGCCGGCGGCCACUCUCACCAUCUGCCCUUCUUGUGAAAGACUCGCCGGUGCCGACCACGGGGGCGCAACCAAGGCUCCAAAGCCUCGCUUCUACAAUCCCUUCACUAAUCCUUCCGCAGCUUGUUGAAAUUAACUUGAAAUUCAAUUACAAGAUUAAAUUAGAAACAUAAAGAAAAAAAAAUAUAUAUAUAUAUAGAUUCUCAGGAUCGAUCCCUCUAUUUUUUGGUUAGGGGUUAAAUAUUGUAUUAGCUAGUGUAAUUAUUUAAUUUGUAGAAAUUAAUAUAGCUAGUAAUUAUGUA